Molecule: messenger RNA, 1792 nt
Organism: Vigna umbellata (rice bean)
Lineage: Eukaryota; Viridiplantae; Streptophyta; Magnoliopsida; Fabales; Fabaceae
Product: phosphoinositide binding protein
Source: RefSeq, a predicted model, not a curated record
UAGAAAGUGAUAGUGGUGACAAAGGAGAAUCCUAGUAAUGAUGAACCCUGCUGCCAUAAAAACAGGUCCUUAACUAUUUGUGCACGAACCACUAAGAGGUGGAAAUCAAAAGCAACAGCUUAAGUUGGAGACAAGAAUGAGUGGCCUUUAAAUCGGGUCCUUUUGUUCAGCACUAAGAAUCUUUUACAUUGUUUUCAUUUUCCUUAAUUAGAAGCACUCAGAAACAACGUCAUAUUUUCUUGUUAAAUAUCUCACUGUUGGUCAUCUGUCCUAUCAGCAUCUUGUCCUUGCUUCUUCAAUUCUCACUCAUGCCAUGAGAUUUUUCACCACCCGUAUGUUCUGAAUCCCGAGUGAUCGAAAUGUUAAGUUUUACAAUGAGCCCGACGGCGUCUAACUCUAAAUGCUCAGUCCAUCAACUGGAAAACAUAGAUGAGAAUGCUCCUGCAGAUUGGACUGCAUCAUCCUGUCCCCCACCUGAUACUCCAACUGAGUCUAUGGAGUUCCUUGCUAGAUCAUGGAGUCUUUCCGCCAUGGAACUCUCUAAAGCAUUGCACAGCACCAACAUUGCGAUCUCCACCAGUAUAGAUAUGCCACUUUCUUGCCCUUCAGGUCACCAAUUUGAUACCAAGAGUUCCACUGCCUCAAAGGAUUUAUCUAACUGUUGUUAUCCUCCAAUUUCACCCAGUGACAGUAGCGAAAAGAAGGAUUUACUUUUACUCCAUCAAGCACUCAGUACAGAAUUCCUUUCCAGUCAAAACAUACUCAGAAAUGGGCUUUACAGGAGUUUGCUAAGAGGGAGAACAAUGGGUAGGUGGUUGAAAGAUCAAAAGGAGAGGAAAAAGCAGGAAAUUAGGACCCAUAACGCUCAUUUGCAUGCUGCGGUAUCUGUGGCUGGUGUUGCUGCUGCUAUUGCGGCGGUUGCAGCAUCAACAGCAUCACCUGAAAUGCCUUAUUCCAACCCAAAGACCCCUCCUCCCCUGGCUUCUGCUGCAAUUGCAUCUGCAGCAGCUUUAGUAGCCUCUCACUGCAUUGAGAUUGCAGAAGAUAUGGGAGCUGAACAUGACCAAAUCUUAACAGUAGUCAACUCCGCCAUUAAUGCAAAAACCAAUGGAGAUAUUAUGACUUUAACUGCCGGAGCAGCCACAGCCUUGCGAGGAGCUGCUACGCUAAAGGCAAGGCUGCAAAAGGGGCCUGGAGCAACUGCCAUUCCUCUAGUUGAAGAAAAGUGUAACGAAAGCAAAGAAGCAAACAUCUUGACAGCACUGGACUAUGUUUUUAAAGGAGGAGAACUUCUCAAACGUACAAGAAAAGGAGAUCUUCACUGGAAGCAAGUUUCUUUCAAUAUAAAUUCAAAUUUGCAGGUUGUAGUCAAAAUGAAAAGCAAACAUAUGGGAGGAACAUUCACAAAAAAGAAGAAAUAUAUAGUGACCGGCCUUUGCAAUGAUAUCCCAGCAUGGCCUGGAAGGGAGAGAGAAGACACCAAUGAAAAGAGGGCAUACUUUGGAAUAAAAACAACGGACAGGACCAUAGAAUUUGAAUGUGGAAGUAAAGGAGACAAACAGUUCUGGCUCGAGGGUAUCCAGUACAUGUUGAAUUGCCGUGUCAAAGUAACAUUAUGAAAAAAAAAUAUAUUAGGAUAGACAUUGGGAUUGCUGUAUAUAUGCCUUUUUUUUUUCUUUCCCUUUUCCUCUCACAGCGAUUGGAGGUUACUUCUUUAUAAAGGUGAAGAGCUGACAGUACUGCUCUAAGGUUUCGUUGACAAAAUUAUUGAGACUUGCGUGAUUUCAGUGGA